Saxophila tyrrhenica is the source of this 1767-nucleotide messenger RNA. RefSeq lists its product as uncharacterized. Bases 1 to 1767 code for a protein of 588 amino acids. Gene Ontology annotation, biological process: transmembrane transport; xanthine transport. Gene Ontology annotation, cellular component: fungal-type vacuole; plasma membrane. Lineage: Eukaryota; Fungi; Ascomycota; Dothideomycetes; Mycosphaerellales; Extremaceae. Gene Ontology annotation, molecular function: xanthine transmembrane transporter activity. The transcript is spliced from 6 exons. The record is from RefSeq and is a predicted model, not a curated record.
AUGUCUUCAUCAACAGACGUCAAAGACGACGCCCCAGAUCGAAUUGGCCCCGAAACCACACGCCGCGGUACCUGGUCCGACAAAGGCAAAAGCUUUGUGAAGGCCUUCACAACGAAGGAUGGUCUUGUCGGCACCUACGACUAUGCCUUCCUCUUCACCCCAAACAUCCCCUUUAUGAAGCGUCAACGCCGCGCGGCACCUUUUUUUGGGCUCAACGAAAAAAUGCCCGUGCUAUUGGCGUUGCUACUUGGCUUCCAGCAUGCUCUGUCCAUGUUGGCUGGGAUCAUCACACCGCCGAUUAUUCUGGCAGGCUCUGCGAACUUGACGCCGGAUCUCCAGUCGUACCUUGUCAGCACCUCGUUGAUUGUGUGUGGCCUACUGUCUUCCAUUCAGAUUACGAGGUUCCAUAUCUACAGGACUCCUUAUUACAUUGGAACCGGGUUAAUCAGUGUGGUGGGGACGUCCUUCGCUACGAUACCUGUCGCAACUGGUGCGCUUGCUCAGAUGUACGAGACUGGCUUCUGCCCCUCGGACUCAGAUGGUAACCCCUUGCCUUGCCCCGAUGGCUAUGGUGCAAUUAUUGGCACCGCUUGUAUCUGCGCUCUCAUCGAAAUCGCAAUGUCCUUCACGCCACCGCGAUAUCUACAAAAGAUCUUCCCACCCCUCGUGACGGGCCCGACAGUCCUGCUUAUCGGUGUCAAUCUCAUCACGUCUGGCUUCCAGAAUUGGGCCGGAGGCUCGGGAAGCUGCUCUGAACGACCAGAGACUGGAGACUUUAGACUGUGUCCGAAUGUUGGCGCGCCGCACGCACUGCCCUGGGGGAGUGCAGAGUACAUCGGACUUGGCUUCCUUGUCUUCGUUACGAUCAUCUUCUGUGAGCGAUUCGGCUCACCGAUCAUGAAGAGCUGCGCCGUCGUUAUUGGACUCCUCGUCGGCUGUAUUGUGGCUGCCGCUUGCGGAUACUUUGACAGAUCGGGCAUCGACGGCGCUCCUGUCGGGAGCUUCAUCUGGGUCCACACUUUCAAGCUGAGCGUCUACGGGCCCAUAGUCCUUCCGCUGCUGGCCGUGUACAUUGUGCUGGCCAUGGAAGCCAUCGGCGACAUCACCGCAACCUGCGAUGUCUCAAGACUCCAAGUCGAUGGGCCACUCUUUGACAGCCGAAUCCAAGGAGGGGUGCUUGCGGACGGCUUGAACGGCAUUAUCGCUGGUCUUUGCACCAUCACGCCCAUGUCGACGUUCGCUCAGAACAACGGUGUCAUUGCACUGACUCGAUGUGCCAACCGUAAGGCCGGGUAUGCGUGCUGUUUCUGGCUGUUGGUGAUGGGCAUCUUCGCGAAGUUUGCAGCUGCUCUUGUUGCCAUUCCGUCCUCAGUCCUGGGUGGCAUGACCACAUUCCUAUUCUCCGCCGUCGCCACCUCGGGUAUCCGCAUCAUUUCGACGGUGCCAUUCACGAGAAGGAAUCGAUUCAUUCUGACAGCUGCCUUGGCGCUCGGCUUUGGAGCCACGCUGGUACCUGACUGGUUCGCCUACGUCUUUACUUACGAGGGCGACAAUCGUGCGCUUUCUGGAUUCUACAAUGCUAUUGAGCUCGUUGCUGCUUUCCUCGCUUUGCUCUUGAACCUGAUCCUGCCUGAAGAGAUCGAGGAUGAGGAGACGCCCGAGUUGACGGCCAAUACAGCUGAUGAGCAAGACGAUAGAGAGGAGUGGACCAGGAUUGACAAGUCAAAUGAUGCGCAGAAUGGGAAGGAGAAGGAAGCUCAGGCUUAA